AUGGAACCAGUGGUCUCGUUGGUGCGAAACCUCAUGUUGCUUUCCGCAACGUUGUACCGCAUCACCUUCGCGGUCAUGUACAAGACGUGCCCCGGCGUUGCUCCACGCCGGUCGGUGCGCCGUAUCUCACUGCUGGCCAUGGCGAAUGGCGUGGAACGCGGACCGAUGAUCUUGCGAGGCACGCCCAUGUAUAUCGUGGGGAAGGCGAGCUCUUCCGCAUACGCAUCCAUGAAAAGCGCCAGUGGGACGCGGUUCUCACCCGGAGCGAGGGAGCGAGGAGAGCAGCGAAGAAAAGGAGACGUCGUGCAAGUUAGCUUUCCGAAGAGCGGAACACAUUGGAUGAUGUUCAUCACACAAUUCAUUCUCAGAAAAGGACAGUUAAUGACAACUUGCGAACAGUUUGACAAAGAAUGGCGCUUCCUUGAGUACAUGGACACCAACGACUUCAGCUCGUCUCUGCCUCUAAGGCUGUUCGCUACGCACUUGGCGUUGAACAAGUGCACCAUGACUCCGGAAGGCAAGUAUAUCUACAUCGCCCGCAACCCGUGGGACAUCUGCGUGUCUUUCUACCAUAUGGUGACCAACAUAACCACUUACGAAUACCUCAACGGUACGUUCGAAGAUUUUGUCGACACAUUUGUCAGUGGCAAUUUCGGCUACGGGGACUACUUUGAACACGUAGCAGCGGGUUACGCUCUGAGAGAAGAACCAAAUGUGUUCUUUGUCACUUACGAGGAACUCAAAAGAAACACCCGUGAAGUGGCGCUGAGGCUAGCGUACUUUCUGGGUGAGCACUACGGGCAUGCUUUAGAGAUGGAUGAAGCGUUAUUCCAAAAGCUACUGGAAAGAUCGCAGCCGGAAUACAUGCGCAACGUGGCUGUUUUCGAUGCGACGGACAUAAACAACCCCCAAUGGAACGAGGUGCUCUCACGAAGGAAGAUUACCUGCAGGGAAGGCCAUGAAGGCGACGAGAACAAGUACUGUUACGUGAGAGUUGGAAAAGUUGGAACUUGGAAAAAUUACUUCACGCCCCACCUGCUCCGUAAGAUGGAGAAUCGCAUUUUGGAGGCAGAAAAGCAGUCUUCCUUCAUGGACCUCUGGAAGGACAUCAGGGAGGAAACGAUCGAAGUUUUGAAGGUUGCUGAAUAAAUAAUCCUACUCUGCUACCUUUA
Messenger RNA from Rhipicephalus microplus (southern cattle tick), 1172 nucleotides. RefSeq names its product sulfotransferase ssu-1. Gene Ontology annotation, molecular function: sulfotransferase activity. NCBI's taxonomy places the organism in Eukaryota, Metazoa, Arthropoda, Arachnida, Ixodida, Ixodidae. The record is from RefSeq and is a predicted model, not a curated record.